AAAAAGGCUAGACUCGAGCUCCCACCAGCCUCAAUACUGUUAUUCUCUGUAUUUCGCUGCAGCCCAAUCCAUUCCGUCAGCAUAGGAGAGCACCAACGUCUUUCUCCGACUGAACCUGUGCUCAUCGUCAUUCUCCCAGCGCCCAUGUUUGUACGGCAUUGAACAAGACGACAAGCGCAUUAGGACAUGCUUGGAAAGGGAUCCUUUGCGCCAUGGCUUUCAGAAUCAAUAUCCCACCAGUCACCCGAGCCCUUCUUGCCAUCAUCAUCGCCUUGACCUUUCUCUACAACGUCGCGCGAUGGAGGAUCCUGCAGGAAAGCCUCGGAGAAACCACUCCGCCAACAGAGCCCCUUCCUCGACUCAUUGUCCCCUACCUAGCCCUCAUACCAUCUCAAUCCAUUCGGUACCCUUGGACGUUGCUUAGCUCCGCCUUCGUCGAGCAGAAUGGCUUCACACUCCUAUUUCAAGGAGCUGCCGUCUACUUUGGUGGGAAAUAUCUUGAAAGAGCUUGGGGAUCACGAGGCUUAAUCUAUGUUGUUCUCAUUGCCACCAUAAUACCCAACCUGUUGGCUAUCCCUACAUACAUUUUGUGGGCUGCCGUGACUGGCAAUCCUGAAAGAGCGUCCACACCCAUCAAUGGAGGCAUCACCUUGCAGGCAGCAUUCCUUGUCGCCUUUAAACAAUUGGUGCCCGAACAUACCGUCAGCAUAUAUAAGGGCAUGAUCAAGAUGCGAGUCAAGCAUUUCCCAGCCGUCUUUCUUGCAGUGAACACCCUCUCCGGCCUCUUCCUCGGCACCGACACAGCACUCAUUCUCGCCUGGUACGGGUUGAUCACAACAUGGACUUACCUACGAUUCUUCAUGCGUCAACCAGAUCUAUCCGAGACGACCACGGACGGCCAGGGCCUCAAGGGGGAUGCAAGCGAGACCUUUGGGUUUGCGACAUUCUUUCCGGACGUCAUGCAGCCACCCAUUGCGGCCAUGUGCAACCAAGUAUUCCUCGUGUUGUGCAACCUUAAGGUAUGCACACCUUUCUCGGACGAAGAUAUCGCAACGAGCAAUGAGCAAGCUGCUGCCAGAGGUGAGGGUGGUCUGCCCAGUUUCAACAAACAAGCACGAGGAGCGAGAGGGCUGAGCAAACGGGAAGAGGCGGAACGACGCAGGGCACUGGCACUUAAGGCGCUGGACGAAAGGCUCAAUGCUGCUAGCAGUCGGCCAGCACCCCUACCGGCAACGCCAACGACUGCACCCAAUCUGCCUCAGGGGCAGGAGAUGUUGGGCCAGACUGAUUAUCGACCGGAUGCCUGAGUUGCUUUUUGUAAUUGGUUGACGCUUUUGCGACCUGGGAGGUUGUUUCCAUAUAUAUUGGCUUGGGCCCUUGAUGGCUGUUUAAUCAUUGCUAGCCGGCUGGGUGUCCGGCGCAAACAUCCUUUCGUAUGAGACUUUCCCCCGGAGGCCCGGAGGGAUUCUGAGGUUGCAUCCUCGC
Exophiala viscosa is the source of this 1485-nucleotide messenger RNA. RefSeq names its product eukaryotic integral membrane protein-domain-containing protein. Bases 213 to 1307 code for a protein of 364 amino acids. Gene Ontology annotation, cellular component: Golgi apparatus; membrane. Gene Ontology annotation, biological process: retrograde vesicle-mediated transport, Golgi to endoplasmic reticulum. NCBI's taxonomy places the organism in Eukaryota, Fungi, Ascomycota, Eurotiomycetes, Chaetothyriales, Herpotrichiellaceae. The transcript has a single exon. The record is from RefSeq and is a predicted model, not a curated record.